AUGGAGGCCGCAACUAAGGGCCACUACCGCUUGGCGGGUCGCGAAUUUCCCAAGGUCAACUGGCUUACUGAUCCUGGAUUGCGAAGAAACUACAUCUGCUUGAUGUUCGUUGUCAUCACCAGUGCCACCAAUGGUUACGAUGGUUCGAUGAUGAACGGUCUCCAGGCCCUGAAGAUCUGGCAAAGUGACUUCCACUACCCGUCCGCAUCUUCCCUGGGUCUGCUGAACGCCAUCAUGUCUGUCGGUUCUCUUGUUGCUCUCCCAGUUGUCCCUUACAUCGCCGACGGGCUCGGUCGCCGCGCCGGUAUCCUUACUGGCUGUAUCAUCAUGAUCAUCGGAGUCGUCGUCCAGUCUGCCGCCAUGAAGCUGUCUAUGUUUAUUGGAGCUCGUUUCCUGAUAGGCUUUGGAGUUGCCAUCGCCCACGGCGCCUCGCCCCUGCUCCUCACUGAGCUUACUCACCCUCAGCACCGUGCUACCUUCACGACUAUCUACAACACAACUUGGUACUUGGGCUCAAUCGUAGCCGCCUGGUUGACAUUCGGAACUUUCCACAUCCAGAACCACUGGGCUUGGAGAAUCCCCUCAAUCGUUCAGGCAUUCCCCUCCAUUCUCCAGCUCAUCUUCAUCUGGUUCGUUCCUGAGUCACCUAGAUUCCUGAUCGCCAAGGGCAAGGUAGAGCAAGCACACAAGGUUCUGGCCGAUGUUCACGCCAACGGAAACCUCGACGACGAAGUUGUGAUGCUUGAGUUGAACGAGAUCAGAGAUACCCUGAAGUUGGAGCAAGAAUUCGAGGGCAACAACUGGACUGAACUCUUCAAGACUCCCGGUAACCGCCACCGUCUGAUUAUUCUCUGCUCCGUCGGUUUCUUCUCGCAAUGGAGCGGUAACGGUCUCGUCUCGUACUACCUUACUUUGGUCCUCGACCAGAUUGGCAUCACUGACACCAACACUCAACUUGUCAUCAACGGUGUUCUGCAAAUCAUCAACUUCAUCGUCGCUGUUGGUCAAUGUUUCUUCGUUGAUCGUAUCGGCCGUCGUACUCUGUUCUUGAUUUCCACUGCUGGUAUGAUGAUGGCCUUCAUCGUGCAAACCAUCUGCUCUGCUCGCUUCGUUGUCGACGGAACUGAUGCUGCCGCCAACUCGGUCGUCGCUUUCAUCUUUAUCUACUACGUCUUCUACAACAUUGCCUUCUCCGGUCUCUUGGUCGGAUACUCAGUCGAAAUUCUGCCUUACAACAUCCGUGCCAAGGGUAUGACUCUCAUGUUCUUGUGCGUUGAUCUCGCUCUUUUCUUCAACCAGUACGUCAACCCUGUCGCUCUCAAGCACAUCCACUGGAAGUACUACAUCGUCUACUGUGUCUGGCUCGGCUUCGAACUCUUCAUCGUCUGGAAGUUCUACAUCGAGACCCGCAACACUCCCCUCGAGGAAAUCGCCAAGUACUUCGAUGGCGAGGACGCUGUUGUCGGUGGUGCUGUCGCUACCGAGAAGAGCAAGGCAUUGGCAGCCGAGAUGGGUGGUCUGGGCACGGUGAACAUGACCGAGAAGGAUGGCCUGGCUGUCGAGCACAGAGAGUUGUAG
Aureobasidium pullulans EXF-150 is the source of this 1578-nucleotide messenger RNA. Its product is annotated as MFS sugar transporter-like protein. Gene Ontology annotation, molecular function: carbohydrate:proton symporter activity. Gene Ontology annotation, biological process: carbohydrate transport; transmembrane transport. The transcript has 3 exons. The record is from RefSeq and is a predicted model, not a curated record. The coding region runs from base 1 to 1578 and encodes 525 amino acids. Lineage: Eukaryota; Fungi; Ascomycota; Dothideomycetes; Dothideales; Saccotheciaceae. Gene Ontology annotation, cellular component: membrane.